Molecule: messenger RNA, 589 nt
Organism: Vigna unguiculata (cowpea)
Lineage: Eukaryota; Viridiplantae; Streptophyta; Magnoliopsida; Fabales; Fabaceae
Source: RefSeq, a predicted model, not a curated record
UGCUGGUAGAGAGGGGAAAGGGAGACUAGUCUGCAUUUAGUGUGAAUUUUUGUGAAGCAGUGAAAAGCAGAGUAGUGCAUAUGAAGAAGCAAGGAUCAACCCGUUUCCUGAUGUGGGUUAUGAUUUGUGUUCACGUUUAUCUGGUCAUUGCAGCUGUGUCAUUGUCGGAGUCCAAUGACUCCACUUCUGUGUGCAAUGGCUCUGUAGAGGACUGCCACCACUUGGACUCACAGCUUCCCACCGUCUCCAGCUCCCACUUCCGCAGAAUACUUGCUGCUGGACCCAAUGGCCAGAAGACGGCAGGUACACCAAAUCCUAAUGAGGCCGCCGUAAUGUGUCCGAGUGUUACAAAUUACCAAUCAUGUCUGCCGCCGAUAACUGGUCAAAGAGUAAAUUGUGGUCAGUUCAACCGGGGAUGUUAAGGUUGUGAUUGAGUGGGUAAAACUAUUUAGAAUAACGAUAUUAUGACUUUCUUUCGUCCCUCUGCUGUUGUUGUGCUACGUCUUAUUAUUGGCCAUAUGUUUUCGUUAUAUAUAUCUACAAUAACUCCAUCUCCCGAACUCAAUAAAUUCCGGGAAAGAUAGAGAUG